Colletotrichum acutatum is the source of this 577-nucleotide messenger RNA. RefSeq lists its product as uncharacterized. The transcript has a single exon. Lineage: Eukaryota; Fungi; Ascomycota; Sordariomycetes; Glomerellales; Glomerellaceae. Bases 121 to 483 code for a protein of 120 amino acids. The record is from RefSeq and is a predicted model, not a curated record.
GUCAGUGUCAACGUCAGUGUCAAUGUCAAGUGUCAGUGUCAUGAUGUAGGUAUCUACAUGUGACAGAAGCAAAUAUGGCAUGGAGCCUGGCCUGAUCCGUCGCCAACGUCAGCUAUAUCUAUGGAGCGUAAGGUACAAAUGUGCCUUAAUCAGAUGCUUUUUUUUUUCUUGUUCGUCUGCUUGCUGCAAUUUUCGAUAUCUUCCUGCAAAAAGAUGGAAAAAGGAAGCAGCUUCACCUCGGCAGGCUUGCAUCUAAGCAGCGCUACAGCAGUCAGGGACAGGGGCACCCAGGCAGCACCAUUCCGACAAGGGAAUGGCUUCGUGCGGGGGAAAUUGGCAUCUCCCCAGACAAGCAGCGAUGUAGCCCUCCCCCUCCUGGGCCUCCUCCGAGCUAUUUGUCCUUGUCCGUGUCGUCAAACGGACGCGAAGAGUGCAGAGCCUGGCUUGGGUGCGGUGAGAUUGGCCCAAUCAAGGCAGACAUGACACACGGGUAUUACCUAGAUGGGAUACAUGGAGAGAGGGAUCAUGGUGGUUGCUUGUGGCUGCCGUGCGUUCCUGCAUCUGCCCACCUUGUCCU